AUGAUUGGCAACUCGCCGCCCGAAUGGGCUCUCAUACAAGUCUCCGUGAUCAUCUUCCGCUUCACGCCUCUCUUUUACCUGCUUCCUCUCCUCGCGCUCUCCGCGUACUCCAUCUACGACCCCUUCGCGACGCCGCACCACACCGCCCAGGCCGUCCUCAUCGGCCUUCUCCUCGCCGAGGCUGUCUUCUACGUUUUCCUCUACCGGCCACAACUGCGCGUCGCCGCCACUACGGAGGCCGUCUAUCCCAAAGCCCUCACCAAGGCGGAGCGGCAGGCGCUCUUCCAGCAGUGUCUCGCGCACGCGCAUGACACCGCGCUGUACCUGCGCGGGUGGUUUCUUAACGCGCCGCUCGAUGACAUCCGCCGGGACAAUGUGCGCGAAUUCCUGCUCUGGGCCUUUUUCGAGACCUCCGACGAGGACGCGGCGGCGGCGCAUAACGCGGAGCUGGAUGGGUACGUGGCCACGCUCGAGGAUCGCAUGGGGCGUCGCUUCGCGCCGGGCCGCGGCACCGCCCGGAGCCUGCGGCUGACACUGGAGCCCGUCACAACGGCGUACCGGAGCCUCGCGUGGUAUGUGGUGAUUGCGCUGGUGGAUGGCGUUACGCAUGCGUUUCUGCGCGCCCAUGGGUUUCGCUUCUACGGCCGGAGCAGCGCCGCCGAGGUGCGCGCGACGUUUCCGCCGCGUCCGCAGGAGCUCUUUAGCACAUACAAGUCGCCGGCGCCGGCGCUGGGAUACUGGUACUACGGACCGAAUAGCCAGCAGCAGCAGCAGCACCAGAACGCCAAGCCCCGGACGCGCGCUUCUGCGGCGGCCGAGCAGAAACAGGGACAACAGCUCCCGGUGGUAUUUUUCCACGGCAUCGGUGUCGGCCUGCUGACCUAUCUCCGCUUCCUCUUUGAUCUCGUCAAAGCCGCCAAUGCGCAAUCCGCACAGGACGGACCCGGAGUCCGCAUCAUCGCCGUGGAGAUGCUGCCCGUGUCGUUUCGGCUCACGUCGCCGCCACUCGACAAGCGCGCCUUCCUCGCCGCCUUUGCCAGCAUCCUUGACGCGCACGGCUGGGACGAAUUUGCCAUUGUCUCGCACUCGUACGGCUCCGUGCCGACGACGCACAUCCUGACGGCCGACGGCGAGCACACGGCGCUCAGCCGCCGCGUCGAAGCCGCCACGCUCGUCGACCCCGUCACCAUCAUGCUGCAGCUGCCUCACGUGGCCUACAACUUUACCCGGCGGCGCCCGCGGACCGCGGCCGAGUGGCAGCUGUGGUACUUUGCCAGCGCAGACGUCGGCGUCGCCACGGUGCUGGGACGGCACUUUCACUGGCGGCAAAACAUCAUCUGGAAGGAGGACCUGCUGCGCCGGCCGGGGGGUGGGGGUCACCGGAGAGUCACCGUCAGCCUAGCGGCCAAGGACAUCAUUGUUAAUGCACCAGCCGUGGCCGAGUACUUGCAGGAGCCCGAGGAUGAUGCGGCGGAGGGCGGGCAAGAGUCGAGAGUUGGGGUGCUGUGGUUCCCCGAACUUGAUCACGCGCAGGUUUUUGACACGCCAUCAGACUACAACAAGAUUAUAAAGUGCGUUCUAGCCGAGGGGAAAGAGGAUUGA
Molecule: messenger RNA, 1602 nt
Organism: Akanthomyces muscarius
Lineage: Eukaryota; Fungi; Ascomycota; Sordariomycetes; Hypocreales; Cordycipitaceae
Exons: 1
Coding region: 1-1602 (533 amino acids)
Source: RefSeq, a predicted model, not a curated record